Erythranthe guttata (spotted monkey flower) is the source of this 1600-nucleotide messenger RNA. Its product is annotated as Protein kinase superfamily protein. Lineage: Eukaryota; Viridiplantae; Streptophyta; Magnoliopsida; Lamiales; Phrymaceae. Gene Ontology annotation, biological process: protein phosphorylation. The record is from RefSeq and is a predicted model, not a curated record. Gene Ontology annotation, molecular function: ATP binding; protein kinase activity.
AACCGAACCGAACCGUUGACCCCUAUACUCCGGUCUUCACUGCAGACAAAAAAAAAUCCCAAGUCUUCAUCUUUGAAUAAACUCUCACCUCCACCGUUAAUGGCGGCGCCUCUCCUUUUCUCAGUCAAAAAGAUAAUUCAUUCUCCUUCUCUCUCAAACUACGCGCACACGCCCACUUGAAUUUUAUACCUACACAUCGGCAAAAUCUCUUUCUCUCUCUCCAUAUGUGUACAGGAAGGAGAAAAAAAAUAAAUAAAAAAUGAACCCAACUCUGCAAGUAGUUCUCGCCGCCGCCGCCACUUUCUUCCUCGUCAGCUUAAUACUCGCCUCAAUGAUAGUCAUCUGCAAAGGCGGAUCCAAACGACGCCGUAACGCCCGCUCCGUACUCCCGACCCGGACCCGGACCCGCAACCCGGGUCCACCGAAGCCCAACACCGCCCACUCCUUAUCCAUCGGCGAGAGCGCAACUUUCGACCCGAUCCUGAACCACGUCUCCAUGCAGGAGCUCAUCGACGUGACCCGCAACUUCUCCCCUGACCUAAUCAUCGGCGACGGCAGCUUCGGGCUCGUCUACAAAGCCCGACUCAAUUCCGGCCCGAUCGUCGCCGUCAAGAAGCUCUCCCCCGACGCCUUCCAGGGCCUCCGCGAAUUCCGGGCCGAGAUGGAAACCCUCGGCAAGAUCCAGAACCCGAACAUAGUCAAGAUUCUCGGGUACUGCGCAACGGGCCGGGAUCGGGUCCUCAUCUACGAGUUCGUCGAGAAGGGCAGCCUCGACCAAUGGCUGUACGACACGUCAUGCUCCUCCGACGAGAGCCCCGAUGACGUGGAAUUCAGGCCGCCCUUGUCUUGGUCCACCAGGAUGAAAAUCAUUACAGGCGUGGCCAAAGGUCUCGCCUUUAUGCACAAUCUCGAAACCCCGAUAAUCCACAGAGACAUCAAAGCCAGCAACAUUUUGUUAGACGACGAUUUCGAGGCCCACAUUGCCGAUUUCGGGCUGGCCCGAAGAAUCGAGGGUGCCCACUCGCACGUGUCGACGCAGGUGGCGGGUACUAUGGGGUACAUGCCGCCGGAGUAUCUCCACGGCGCCACCAUGGCGACCGUGGUCGGAGAUGUCUACAGCUUCGGGGUGUUGACUUUGGAGAUACUCGCGGGACGGAGGCCGAGUUUUCCGUUCUCCGGCGACGAUGGGCGGGAAGUUAGGUUGGUCGAGUGGGUUGGUCGAAUGGUGGGGCAGAAUCGGUAUUUGGAAAUGGUGGAUGCUAGUAUAUCAAAGGAUGGUCUUGACGGAAGAAUUGUUGAGGAGAUUUUUAGGCUUGGUUUGAAAUGCGCCGACGAGAAGUGGAAAGUUAGGCCGACUAUGAACGAAGUUGUCGAGGAGUUGGAUAGGAUUUUGGCGUGAGUUUUUCUUUCCGGUUUAUAGGUUUGGCGAAAUGUAUCGUGUAUAUUGAUUGAUUGAUUGCAAUACUUGUAUAAAGACGACGCCUUUAGUUGUUGUAUCGUAAUUUAUUGUGCAUUGGUGAUGUUUUUUGAAGAUGUAAAUACAUGUUAUCGAGUAUGAAGAUAAGGUAAUUUCAAGAAUAUAUUUUGUUCGAUUUUUAUA